Messenger RNA from Sceloporus undulatus (fence lizard), 6591 nucleotides. Its product is annotated as E3 SUMO-protein ligase ZBED1-like. Bases 1437 to 3668 code for a protein of 743 amino acids. The transcript is spliced from 5 exons. Lineage: Eukaryota; Metazoa; Chordata; Lepidosauria; Squamata; Phrynosomatidae. The record is from RefSeq and is a predicted model, not a curated record. Gene Ontology annotation, molecular function: DNA binding; protein dimerization activity.
CAAAAUAUACUACAUACAAAAAUAAAACUUGGUCACAUCUAAAAGCUCAUACUGUAUAAAACUUAAGACAAGAGUUAAGAGUUAAAGCCAAUAGUAGGUAAAUAAAAGCAAAUAUGAUGAAAUAGGGUGCAAAAUACAUUAGACUAAGAUAAGAGUUGAGGAAAUCAAUAAGGGCAUUAAAUAAACUCAUCUCCAUGUAUAUAUAUAUGUGUGUGUGUGUGUGAUAAACAAUUUGAGCCCUGGGCCUGAUUCCCAUUGCCUUUUAAACUGGAGCACAAACUGGUUUGAAUCUGUUCAAAUGACCCUGGUUCACACUUGAACCAAAUUGCUGAAGCGAUUCAGUGAGGGGGGCCAUGCCCUAGAUUUAUUUAAUACUGAUUUUUUCUGCGUCUGUUCUGCACAAGUGUGAACCAGAUGCAGAUCGGAAUCGAUUUAAAUUUGCCCUUCGGCCGGCUGCAGCAGGUCCAUUUUGAAUCAAUCCUUUCGUGAAUGUCAUCCACAAGUGGGUUACUUUACAGGGCAAACAUGCAAUCAGGGCAAAUGUAGUGAGAACCACAGCUCCGCUGUUGAAUCAGUCCAUCGAUUCGGAUCGCAAAGCAAUUUCUUUGUAAGUGGGAAUGAGGCCUUGGUUUCUUGGAGUUGUAGUCCAAUACUCAAACCACUACUCCAUGUUGGCUCUCACUUGUAAUUAAAGGAAAGCACCUUUGAAUUCUUAGCUAGAUAAAUCCUCUGUUGCAUUUCACCAAACUACAAAACCCUGGAUUUGUGGCAGGUAAAGUGGACCCAUGACACUAUAAUUGAUGUGUGAAAGGGCCUUCUAAGUAAUGCCAAGUAAUAAAUGCAUUAAACCGUAACAUCUGCAAUGCUCUUUUGUAGAAGCACAGAAGUAGCCUUGAAAGGAAGGAGCGUAUACAAACAGGGAUCUGAGUAAACACUGGGAAGUUGCCUCUCAAGAGGAGAGCAUUUUGUGGCUGUGGAGGAAGCCACACCAAACGCAUCCUUCUGCCAAAGAAAGCAGCUGUUUCAUGCUUCCUCCUUUCCAGAAAGAUUCACUUGCUCUCCUCUUCCCAUUUCGUUUUCCUUUUGCAGAGCACUGACUUGGUUGUGAACACGGAAGCAGAGACUAUGCAAUCCUGUGUGGGUCUAUUGUCACGUGCUGCGAAAUGCAAUGCUGGAAGGGCACGACCGUGUCCUCACCCCGCUUUGCAGCAUCUUGGGGACACUGUUGCAGUCCAGGGACGUUUUCCAUGCUGCCGUGAACUUUUCAGAGGAGCCCUGAUGGAAUCACUUCCGAGGAGAGGUUAGGCUGCAAUGCCCAUUUUACUGCACCAGGAGCUGUGAGACUGCAAGGCUGCGCUAUGCUCAGGAUAACAAAGGAGCCCCGGUCUUGCAAACUUUCUGCUCUCCUUCUCCUGUGAGGACAGCCGGUGAUUUCAAUGGAAGUAUGUGCUGAAGUAAAGACCGACAUGGAAGAUGUGAGCUCCAAAAGGGUCAGUGAAUUCUUGCAGAAAUGUGUCAAACUUGAGGAUCAUGAAAGGGAUGCUCAGCCCAAGGAGGAGAUCAUAGAAGUGCAAACUCUCCCUAUACUCACCCCAUCCUACCCUCAGACAGUACAAGAGGAAAUAUCAAUGGUCUUCAACACCUGUGCCAUGCCAGCCAACCUGGGACCAUGCACCAGAAGGAGGCGCGAAAAAGGUAGUGGCCACGAUGGGACAAGCACAUCUCUCUACGUUGACCGGCGCAAAUCCAAGGUGUGGAACUAUUACACCAAGCUGGGGGAUGCCUAUGUCGAAUGCAACGUCUGCAAGAAACAGCUGUCCUUCCACAAUAGCACCACUACCAUGAGGGAACACCUGGUGAGGAAACACAGCAUUCGUGACACUUUGUUAUCUCAAUUAAAGGAUGACCAGAUUGCAGACCCUGACUACGUUGCUCAGGAAACUGCAAUAAAAAGGGCCCGCCAGCUGACACCUGAAAACAAUAAUCAGUACCACACUGUGCCCUGCACAGAACCCAGGACUGAUGUGAUUCUGGAACUUGUGUUAGAAAUGAUUUUUCGGGACCUUCAUCCCCUUUCAGUAGUGAAGGACAAAGGCUUUGGCCUUCUAAUUGGCUAUCUAGAACCCAGUUUUAUUCUUCCAUCUCCUAUGCAGCUCUCUAGCAUGUUAUGGCACCGAUAUAAUGUUGUCAAGCAACACCUAGAAUACUACCUACAAACAGCCCAAUCUAUUGUAAUCUGUGCUGAGUUCUGGCUCUCCCAGCCCAACCAGACAUACCUGACAAUCAUGGCUAGCUUUAUUGAUAGAGAAUGGCGUCGGGCAAGAUGUAUCUUGGAGACCCAACAGGUGCAUGAAAACAAAACAGAGAGCAAUUUGGGAGACAGGCUAUACUCGGUCUUGACUGACUUUGCGUUAUCCAAUAAGAAUGUUUUCUGUGUGAUGCAUGACAGCCUUCAGGACAUGGAGUUGAACUCGUCACAACUCAAGUGUGUCUAUGGCUGGACUAGCCUUUGCUGUGCUGCUCACCUGCUGCAUCAGUGUGUCAAGGCAGGUCUUGAGGUGGAGCAGGUGCAAGAGGCCCUGAGUGCUGCUCGUAGCAUUGUCUGCUACUUUCAGCAGGAUGCUAAGGCUACCUGCUCACUAAACAGCAAACUGGAAGCCAUCAACAAGACUAAACUGAAGCUGGUGAUGGACACUGGAGCUCGGUGGGUAACCACCAUUGAAAUGUGUGAGUGUCUACUGGAUCUCAAGUGGGCUAUCAUGUCUGUGUUGGAGGAACAUCCCAAGGGAACAACAGUGGUCCAGAAUUUGGCUGACCACCAGUGGAAGCUCUUGCAGGAUCUGGUGCCUGUCAUGAGAACACUAAAGAUUGCCACUUCCUUCUUGCGGGAGGAGCAGAACUUCUCCAUCUCUUCCUUGAUGCCGUGCAUCCAUGGAAUUGUUACUGCCAUCGGGCAGCAGUCAGAAGAAGCAAGCGGCAUCAUCAAGACUGUGGUGAACAAUAUCAGGUCGGAACUCACACAGCGUUGGGGAAUCUUAGAUGAUGAGAAACUGCUGGAGAGCCCAGCAGUGGUGGCAUCCUUCUUAGACCCACGCUUCAAAGAAAUGAGAUUCCUCAGCCCCAGUCUGCGGAGUGAGCUGCACAAAAAAAUCAAAAGCAUGUUGUCCCAGUUCUUUAACCACCAGUCCCCAAUCUCAAACCAAUUUUGGGUUCCAAACUCUGACUACAAAGCAGAGGUUGGUGAAGCAGGCAACCAGCUCUCUACUCACAAGGAAAGAGGUCCAAGCGGGCAGUCCCAGAGUAUGUAUGACAUCCUUUUAGGAAAAGACCCAACUGAGAGUAUGCCUGAGAUCCACCAGCAACUGGAGAACUACAUUGUGGAACCCCUGUGCAAGCGUAGCACUAACCCCUUGGACUGGUGGAAGAACAAUGAACAUCGUUUUCCCUCUGUAGCCAGAUUAGCCCGGCAGUACCUGGCCAUACCUGCAACAGUUGUGCCCCCAGAUCAGGCCUUUGCUGCCAGCGAAAGUGCCCUGGAGCACAGGAGAGGUGUACUUGCCCCAGAAAACCUGGACCAAAUUCUCUUCUUGCAUCAAAAUUUUGAUUUCUUAGAAUCUGUGAGAAAUGGCAAUGAGAAUCUGACUAAAACUGUGCACAACCAGUUCUGAAAGUUGGGUGUGGGAAAAGCACUCAGAGAAUUGGAGUGUGGUCUGUACACUGGGAGAUGGAAGACCAUCUUGAAAGGACACCUUAACCUUCAGGUCACUUUAGUGUAGUCCGAGGUCAGAGCUAGGCUCUGUCUGUUAAUUUAAACAUUUGCCUGCUGUCUAAACUUAUUCGUGGUUUUUGCUGUAGUGGUAGGUCUUUCCCUAAAUAAGCCUAAUUUUCUUCUUGAAGAGGUGUGUUCUAAGCUGUAGCAGAAAUAUGAACAAGUACAAUGGCUCAUAAAAAGAUACUAGUGCAUAUAUAUAUAUAUAUAUAUAUAUAUUGCAGAGUGCAGUGCUCCAAAGUCUCCUGAGGGAGCUAAUGCAGCCCCCAGGCCUUCCACAGUUACCUGUCCCUACUUUAUAAUGAUUCCUGGGAGGCCCUUCCAAUGAAGGAGCUUUGGCGUUCCUCACUCCCCGUUUGGAUCCCUGUAAAUCAGGGAUAGUAGCAUUGUGGUCCUCUAGUUGUUUUGACACUAGCUCUCAUCAUCUCUGAUAGUUGCAGCUGACUGGAGAUGGGAAUCUGACUACUUCUGUAGGGCCACAGCUUGCCUUCUCUUGCUGUGAAAGAAAGUAGGCUUCCUUCUGCAAAGUCUUCCAUCACUCUGGCUUCCCACUUUCUUAUCCUUGCAACCCUGGAGAGGCAGAACUAACACCAUACAUCUAUUCAUGUGUUCGUCUUGUUGGCCAGAGUAAGCUUGGUAUGACUGCUUUGGUGUUGUGGCUGCCUCUUAUAAGAAUUGCCCUUCUGGAUCAGAUCAAGAGCCAGCAAGUCCAGUAUUGUGUCUUCUGCCAGUCAGUUGGUUCUUAGAAGACAGCUCAGCUUUGGCUUCUCUUGAAAGUGAUCAGGAAGCCAAUCUCUUUAGACUUCUUCGGUCCCUUCGACUUGCAUCCCUUGUGUAUUUCCUUUUGCACAAUUUCAAAUAUCUCUGCUUACGUAUGAAGCAGAUACUACUCACAUAUACUGAGCCUAUGAAUGGGUGGUGCUUAUAAGAUAUGCACCAGGAUACCCAUUGUAACAUCGUCCUUCUGUAAGCAAAUCAACCCCCUGAGAUACUCACAAGAACCAUGUCUUUUGGCAAGAUUUCUUCAGAGGUUUGCCAUUGCCUUUUGCUGUGGCUGAGAGAGUGUGACUUGCCCAAUAUCUUGCAAGCAAUGUUAGUUGGUUAAAAACAAAUCAUGCUUUUAAAAGUAAUUUGCAGUAAACAAAAAGCUGUGUAGGUUGUUCGUUGAAAGGCUAGUGCUGAGUAUUGUUCGGGGCAAAGAAGGCAGGUCUGUAAGGGUUUCCAUGCAAAAAACCAAAUGCUUGAGUGCUCAAAGGUGCUUUCUUAUGUCUAGCAACAGAGAAAGAGUAUGAAUAGUGUAGGCAGUUCAUAUAGAGUAGGGGGAUAUAUUAAACCUGUAUGCAGAUUUUGUUUUAGUGGGGUUAAUGUGCUCACAGACCUUCGCUGCACAAGUAUGUGUUUGCAUGGAAAAGUAUGAGUACUGUAGUAAUCCCUGGUGGGGUGUGUAUGUGUGUUCAUAACCCAUCCUGCAGCAUUCUAGAAGUGUGAAGAAAGACCAGGUAUGAUGAACAAAGGUGAGGAGCUGGACUUGUUUAGGCAAUUCACAACUCAACUCCAACUGUAAUACGGAUUGCUAGGUGUGAAGUACUUGUGAAUGUAUGAGGAUGCAAUAUAUUAUCCAUGGAGUGUUGUUGCCAGGAAGCAUAUAAAACAAAUAAUCAUGCUGCUGUUGAAUGAAGAGAUUUUAUUGCUGGGGUAGGGAAUGUCUAGCCCUCCCUAUAUUGUUGAACUGCAGUUUCUAUCUAGGGAUAAUGGGAACUGGGAUCAUAUAUCAUCUCAAGAGACAGAUGUUGCCCACUUCUGGUUCCUGCCAUGCAAAAACUUAAUGCUUGCCUUUCAGUGCAGUAUGUAUUGAAAUCUGGUUUCCACUAGAAAACUCUUAAAAUUAAACCAAUUAGUAUAACUGAAGCAGACUUUCUGAAGACCUCCAAAAAUGAAAGGAAAUGGAGGGAGGCAUGCACUAGGCCAGUGGUUCCCAGACUUUGAUCCUCCAGAUGUUUUGGACUUCACCUCCCAGAAUUCCUGACCACUGGCUGGGGCUUCUGGGAGUUGAAGUCCAAAACACCUUGGAGGACUAAAGUUUGGGAAUCAUUGUAUUAGAUCCUAAGGCAUAUGAAAUAUCAGUGCAUUGAGACCUGAUGUUCCCCUGAACACAAAUCUAGUGAUGGGUCCAGGCUCCUGGUAUGGAUCUGAGCCCUGUUGAUAAAGUCUACUAAAAGUGUGAGUUUCCCAAAUAAAGUGCCCACUGAAUCUUUAUAUAUUUUCCUUGUAAAUUAGGAAUUUAAAUCUAUGAUGGUGCUGUAGUUGCCACCUGUCUUUAAACUAGAGUAUACCACCUGACCUUUUUCUUAAGAAUUGCCUUCAAUGUUCCCAGUUUGAUGUACAAAACAUCCUAUAGUAGUCAGUUGGGGAUGAUGCACAGACUGAACCAAAUAUUAUAUGGGAAGCAGCAUAUACUGACUAAAAUGGCCACUAAGUAGGGAGGAAAUGAGCAGUGACUCAGACAUGCAUGGCACAUGCGUUUGCAUCCUCUUGGGCUCUACUUGAACUUGAAGUGUGUGGGUACCUCCUUUUGAACAAAUGGAACCUGGGCAGGCAAAAGGGAAGUGCAUACCAUUAAGCAACUCCCUGCAGAAAGACUGAGCCGCCAGUGUUUUAAAAGUACUCUUAAUAUACGUUGUGGGAGAGCUGUUUAACUUUGAAAGGGACAGAAGGCUUGGCCCUGAAAGUACUUGUAGUUUAGCAGCUAUUCCAGCCUCCCAGGCCAUAUGUUAAGACACAAGGUUGUCAAGGGCUGAGACAGAAAGGAAAACGCGUCAAGA